Molecule: messenger RNA, 594 nt
Organism: Anastrepha ludens (Mexican fruit fly)
Lineage: Eukaryota; Metazoa; Arthropoda; Insecta; Diptera; Tephritidae
Exons: 3
Coding region: 1-594 (197 amino acids)
Molecular function (GO): catalytic activity
Source: RefSeq, a predicted model, not a curated record
AUGGAUGUACCUCACAAUGACUUGCGCUGGAGUGGUGGAGAUGAAGAAGAAAGAUCCUGGAGGAUGAAUAUUCUUCAGAUAAAUCUUCAGCACUCUAAGGCGGCGUCCGCCAACCUACUUAUCCACCUUGAGCAAGAUGAAGCUGAUAUAGUCCUGAUUCAGGAGCCGUGGCUGAGCAGCAACGGCAUUUCUGGGCUCAGGACGAAAAGCUACAAACUGGUGGCGUAUAGCAGGACAGGUAAACCAAGAUCCUGUAUACUCAUCAGGAGGGAACUUAACGCAUUUAUUUUGCAUAAUUUCAGCAAUGAAGACAUUGUGACGGUGAGUCUGGAGGGCCCGGCUGGAAAGCUGUGGCUGAUGUCCGUAUAUAUGGCACAUGAUGACGAGGUGGAAUCACCUCCGGCGCUGCUAAGGGAAACCCUGGCUGAAGCAAAACGCAGGAAAAUCGGCGUUAUCAUAGGCACUGACGCGAACUCCCAUCACACCUGCUGGGGAAGUUCUAACAUCAAUGCACGAGAUCUGGAGAAACGAGUGCAGCGGAAUGCACGCAACAGCUUCCCGUGUAAACAAAUAAAAGAGUACGCACAGGAAUGA